Messenger RNA from Dreissena polymorpha, 13713 nucleotides. RefSeq names its product alpha-1,3-mannosyl-glycoprotein 4-beta-N-acetylglucosaminyltransferase B-like. The transcript has 15 exons. The record is from RefSeq and is a predicted model, not a curated record. Lineage: Eukaryota; Metazoa; Mollusca; Bivalvia; Myida; Dreissenidae. Gene Ontology annotation, cellular component: Golgi stack; endoplasmic reticulum; endoplasmic reticulum-Golgi intermediate compartment. Gene Ontology annotation, biological process: protein N-linked glycosylation. Bases 1296 to 2906 code for a protein of 536 amino acids. Gene Ontology annotation, molecular function: acetylglucosaminyltransferase activity.
AUGGCAGCUGUCAUCUGAAAAUGGAAAAACCUUAUUGUUAUUUAUUUUUUAACAGAUGACUACAUUGUCUACACUGGAUUGUCUAUGGCAAAUCACUAGUCUGUUGAUGAGUGGCCAAGGAAAGAGAAGCAGCAAAUGGAAACAACUGAUACAGGAGUUCGUAGGCAGAAAUUACUGGCAGCAUGGCGUGGUCAUAAUUUAAUGUCACAAGAGCAGCUGAAAGAAAUCAUUGGAAGCAAAGCAGUUCCUGUCAACAUAUCACGAACACAGAUCAAAAAGGGUGUAAAACAGGUCCAAUAACAAACACAGACCAAAAAAGGGUGUGAAACAGUUCCAAUAACUUACAACUCCAUAGGUCCAAGGUGUUUGGUUUUAUUCACGAGUUCAUCAAGAGGAUUUUUUUAAAAAGACAACCUGUUUUCUUUAUGGUUAUGUAAAUUAGGUAGUAAACUGCAUCUCAUUAUAAGUAUGAUAUAUCCUGUUUUAGAAAAAUAUUCAAUUAGACAACUUAAGCUGGACUGUGAGAUCAGUGGAUUAAUCUCUUUGUAACCUAUUAGAAAUUUUCAUAUUAAAAAAAACCUUCAAAGGCUGCAUUAUUUUCCUGCUGCUUGCUGUGAAAAUGUGAAAAUGAUAUGAAGAAUCAUACGAAAACAUUGAGGUUGUCAUGUGCAGAGGGAAUAUCUAGUUGGUUUCUAAUGAAGAACCAAUCCUCUUAAAUUACCGGGAGAUAGAAUUACCUUUUAAGAAUUUGAAAUAGGAGAUCAACAGACUGUGAUAGUAUUGCAAAUAUUUACCAACUUGCAAAGUGAAAAGUAUUUACAUUGAUCAGUGUUUAUGAAUUACUGUUACGGAAAACAAUAAUGAACUAAAUGUUUGUUUGAGGAAAUGUCAGGCAGUCAAUAUAAAUAGGUCAGGCAAUAUGAUUGCCAUUUGUGCAGCAGUGUAUAGAAAUUUUGUGACAAGGUGAUCAGCUUAAGGUGGCAGUGUUAUAGUGCGGGCUGUCAUUUAUGCCUCAGCCAGUGUUCAAACAUGGUGGAACUGACUAAAAUUGGAGCCUCUUUAAAGAAGUGCAUAAGCUUCAAGUUAAUGUAUCACUUACUGUUGCUGAUGUUUUAUUGCUAGAAUACAAUCAAUAAUUGCUACAGAUAUUUAUUUUAACAUUGUGUUAAUGUUGAGUGGAAAUGAUUGAAUUGCUUUACCAAGAAGAAAAUAGACCGGCGCAAAUCAUAUUUGAUGAUAUUAAAGAGUGAUUUCACUUUUUUUCCUGUGAAAUAAAGAGUGGAUUUGAAGGACAGAUGGGUAGAAUGCGUGCCAAUUUAAAGAAUUUAGUGAUCAGUGGCAUUGUUGCAUGCAGCUUCAUUUUUCUUUGGAUGAUAUCUGUCUCUAAACAAGACGUUCCCACAGAUGGCCGUGUUGAGGACAAGUACCUGGAGAUGCAGGCGCGGCUGGAGAUGGCGGAGCAGACCAGCAGACAGAGGUUCACAGACCUGCAGAUGCUGCGUAACCAGUUCAAUUUCUUGGUCGGAUUGGUCACCAACAACUCCACAGUGCGCAAUGGGACUGAUUCAGGCCCUUUUUCCAACCUGGUUAAUGAGCAGGGUCAGAAUUUCAGUGACCAGUUGGCAUCCCUCCACCUUCCCAGCAUCUUCACCUACCUUCCUCACCUGACUGGCCACCCUGAGAGUCUGAAACCAGUCUACAAACUCUCCAAUAAUAGAUUUGGAGCCUCUAUAGUGAUUGGCAUACCAACCAUCCGGCGUGACAAGGUGUCAUACCUCUCACAGACUGUGGCAUCCUUGAUAUCUGGAUUGUCCAGGGAAGAACAGGACAUGUGUCUUAUCAUCGUCUUCGUUGCAGAGCCCUGGGACAAGCCAUAUGCAGUUGAGGUUGGAGAUGAACUGAAACAAACAUUCCCAGACAGUGUGAGCAAUGGUCUACUGGAGGUGAUAUCCCCUCCUGCAGAGUUCUACCCAGAUAUGGACAACCUUAAGCAGACAUUUGGAGACACCAAAGAAAGAGUCAGGUGGAGAACAAAACAAAAUCUUGACUUUACGUUUUUAAUGCUGUAUGCUCGAACAAGAGGAUUUUACUAUGUACAGUUGGAAGAUGAUGUGAUUGCCAAGCCAGGCUACUUCUCCAUCAUGAAGACCUAUGCUGACAGUCAGAAGAACUCUGACUGGGUGCUGCUAGAGUUCUCUACUCUUGGUUUCAUUGGCAAGCUGUUCAAAUCCUCCCAGAUUCCAGUGAUAGUGGAGUUUUUUCUGAUGUUUCACCGUGAUAAACCCAUAGACUGGCUUCUCGACCAUUUUCUCAAUGUAAAAGUGUGCAGUCCGGAAAAGGACAAGAAGCACUGUACAAACAUGAUUGCCGAAGUGAGGAAACGUUUCAAGCCAUCUCUUUUCCAACAUGUUGGGACACAGUCUUCACUGAAAGGAAAAACCCAAAAGCUUAAGGACCGUGAUUUUGGCAAGCAGGCAAUAUUCCGCGCCCAUGUGAACCCGAAUGCUGUGGUUACUACAACUAUGAAGCAUUACCAGAAGUACUUUGCCCAGAAGGCUUAUGUGGGGGAGGACAUUUUCUGGGCCACGCCUCCCAAACCUGGCGAUACGUUGGACAUUGAGUUCAAACCGCCAGUAGCCAUAGAAAGUUUCCUGUUCCGGAGUGGUAACGCAGAUCAUAAAGAUGACAAGUUCAAGGACACCGAUGUUGAGUUGCUAGAGGAAGGUUCUACAGGAGACAAUUAUGUGAAGGUUGGGGCGUUCAAUGACGAGGGCAUUGCCUCAAACUCCAUUCCUGAGAGCAUUGGUUUAGUCAAGAAAUUGAGACUUAAGUGCAACAUUGAACCUGCCAACUGGGUCAUUAUAAGUGAGAUCCAUAUAGUCACCAAGAAGGAGGACAAGAGAUGAUAGCCGCAUUCCAUCCAACAGUGAAACAAUGAAACAUAGCCAUCUAUAGGCACAUUGCCAGACAGAGCUAGUCCUGAGUUAUUGCUAAGAGUUCCUGCCCUUUCCUCACACCUCACGCCAUCACUGCACUACCAAUCAUCUUCAUGUAAUGAACUGGUGCCAAAUCAUUGCAUGUUCAAAAGGACACACAGUCUGUGAUUUUGCAUGUACAUGGAUGUGUACAUUAUAAUACUGUUUUGUCUUUUAGUUUGUAUUUUGUCCUUUUUUGAGCCGUGCUCUGUGAAAAGGGGGUUUAAUGCAUGUGCGUAAAGUAUCGUUGCAGAUAAGCCUGUGCAGUCCGUUUUUAUGAUAUUUUUCAUUAAAUUAAGUCUCUUCUUAGUGGAAAUCCAGUAUAGACGGAAAGUGUCAUCCCUGAUUAGCCUGUGCGGACUACAAAUGCUCAUCUGGGACGACACAUUACGCACAUGCAUUGAACCCACUGUUUACAGAGCACAGUCCAUUUGUUUGUGAUUUUGUGCUGGUGCUAGUCAGCUAUUAGCCUUGUUGUGCUUUAUAAAAUUGCAGAGAUCACAUGUCAUUUAAAAUAGCAUAUUUUUACAUUUAUAAGUAUGUUAAUAUUUGUGAAUUAAAUCAAAGUUUUUAACCAGAAUCAUCAUUGAUUGUGAAUGUAAUUUUUAUUAUAUAUUUUUAUUUUGUUCAUGGACUUGAUGUGCAAUCACAGCCUUGAAAUUGCUAAGUAGUUGUUUUAUUAGCAAUAACUGCAUAUUUUCCAUUAGAUGUGUCUAUACUGUUUGCCAAAAAGUUAAACAUUAACAAUGAUUGCCAAAAAGUUAAACGUUAACAAUGAUUGCAUGUAUCUUUUAAGCUUACCUGGUAGCAACAAGCUCAUGCUGAGCAUUUGUGAUCACCUUUGAUGAUUGUUCCGUGUGCGUCAACCAUUGACAAUGUUUUUAAUUACUGCAGAGGCCACAUUUAUUUUUAAAUCUUCAUGCAACUUUGUCACAUUUCUAAUCAUUAUAUCUCAGCUGUGAACUGGGUCAGGUGAGGUCAAAAGGUUUAAUUUAAAAAAAAAGCUUGGUAUCACUCUAGUAGUCAAAUAUUUGUCCAAUAUUCAUGAACAUUUGUCAGAACAUUUCUUUGAAUGGUAUCCCCGCUGAGGUCAUAAUUGGUUCAAUCCGUUAAAAAUCAUGGCCACCUGUGGGUUAGGCAGUUGUCCUUAUAUGGUUACACUGAAACCUUGUUAACACUUUAAACAGGUACAUUUGUAUUCCAAUCUUUAUGAAAAUUGGUCAGAAUAUGUGUUCUCAUGAUAUCUGGGCAAAGUUUGAACAUGUCCUUUGUUGUUUGAAAACAUGGCCAACCAGGGGGAUGACGCAAUUGUCCUCAUAUGGCUGUAAUGAAAUAUUGUUAACACUCAGGCUGUCACAUUUAGUUUCUACUUGAAACAUUCUCAGAACUUUUUUUCAAUUGAUAUCUUUGAUAUCUUGGCUGAGUUUGAAAAUGGUGGAUUUAAACGCAUGGCCCUGCGGUUAUGGCAGUUUUCUUUACAUGCUUUCAGGUGAAACUAUGUAAAUGUACUUAAAGUCACACUUUUUGAUUAGUUAGCACGAACCUUGAUCAGAAUAUGAAUUGUGUUGAAUAACUGAGACCGAGUUUAAAAAUGGGUCUGAGUAAACAUCAAUGUUGAAAGCCACAUAUAUUACACAAACAUAAAAAAAUUGCUCAAAACUGUCCAGUUUCUUUGGGCCUCAGGUGAGAGACCUUUGGCCUUUGAUCCUUUUGUUUCAGCACUAUAUCAGCUUUUCAAAGCUUUCUGUUUAAGCGGGAUGUUUAUAAACAAAGAUUUUUAUAUAGAGGAUUGUACAUGUAAGUGUAAUAUGAUUGUGUUCGUUAUUUGUUCAUAUGAAGUUAAUAAACCCUAAAUAGUUUAUUAUGCCCCCCUUCGAAGAAGAGGGGGUAUAUUGCUUUGCUCAUGUCUGUCUGUCGGUCGGUCUGUCCGUCCACCAGGUGGUUGUCAUAUGAUAACUCAAGAACGCUUGGGCCUAGGAUCAUGAAACUUCAUAGGUACAUUGAUCAUGACUCGCAGAUGACCCCUAUUGAUUUUGAGGUCACUAGGUCAAAGUUCAAGGUCACGGUGACUCGGAAUAGUAAAGUGGUUUUUUGAAUGAUAAUUCAAGAAUGCAUACGCGGCCAACAGGGCACACUCUGAACAAUAUUACUGAAGCAACUGGUCUGUAAUCCUAAAUCUAUAAUUAUCAGUCCAAUGAAACAUCAUCCUUUAAGUAAAAUACAGUAGAUCAGUAAAAUAUUAUCAGAAUAUGAGAUUUUUUGUAUAUUUCGUAUAUUAAAUAUUGUGUUAAUGUUUAAUUUUGUUGAAAAAUAUAAAUAUAAGCAGGACAGGGGAGGUAAUACACUACAGGGGAAACAAAUGCAAUAAGUUUAAAUUUAUUGUUACAGAUUUGCCUCCCUUGUAAUAUAUUUAAAUUUUACCAAAUGUAAGGCUAACUGCAUUUUUGUAAUGCAUACUACUACUACUACUACUACUAUUACUACUACUACUACUACUACUGCUACUACUGCUGCUGCUGCUGCUGCUGCUGCUGCUACUACUACUACUACUACUACUACUUCUACUACUACUACUACUACUACUACUACUACUACUACUACUACUACUUAGCAACCCCCACAAAAAAUUCAACUAACAGAACUCUUAAAUGUUUCUAUAUAAUCUGAAAGAUCUCAUUAAAUCCUGCUCAGAUCAGUUUGUUUUAUUAAUUUAUCUCAACUACAUACAAAGUUAUGGUAAUUUGAAUCUUCGGAAAAAUGGCCAUUUUGGUGAAUUUUUUCCCUAUAAUAAGCUUUUAAGUUGCUCGUCGAUUCGCGGACCCGCUUUAAAUGAUAAUUUGUUUCUUUUUUCUGUAUAAUUUUUUCUAUACAUGGUAUCAAAUUGAAAUUUGACAUACUGAUGGCAUUUUUCCUGUAGAUUACAAUAAAAGCAUUAUUUUGAUGAUCAGAAAUAAAUAUAGUACCCUAAUUUUCAUUCAAAAAAUGUUAAUUUUGUUGUUUUUUUCAUAACCUAAAUUGUUGUAAAGGAUAACACCACAACAUGCACUUUUAAACAGUGAAAAUCUUUAAUAAGUCAAUACCAGUUACCACAUUCAACAAAUAAACAGCAAUAAUGUCAAGUGCUUACAUAUGGAACAUCUCAAUACAUGUAUUUCAAUACAAACACACUCAUGCUACACACAAUUUACUUUUAUUUAGCAAAGUAUCUCAUUUUUCAAAAGUAGGUGCUUUUGUACAGUUCGUACGAUUCCUGAUAGCUCUCGUGUUCGGAAAACAUCCAUUGUCUUCCACCCUUUAAACAGUCAGGAACCAUCCCAAAGUCUAAAAUAAAUUCUACAUUCACAGUUUGGAUGUCCUGUCGCACUGGCCAAACAAACACUCCCUUUUCCUUACAUGAUGUCAUGAAUUUCACUUUUACUAUAUUUUCUUCUUUUUUUACAGUACAACCUGGGUACCAGUUGUCAUGAUAGGCAACAAUCACAUAAUCAGUCUCUUUAAUGUUUUCUGUCUGAACUUUUUCAGGACACCACCUUUCCACAUCUUCACAUUCAUCAUUUUCAUCAGUUUCUACUACUUUUUUCUUUUUGUACUGCCUAGGUUUUUUGCUCACUUCAUUUAUCAUAUUCUCCGAAAUUUCACUAUAAACACGUUUCUCCUGAUUGCGGUGUUUAAUCUUCAAUUCCUUACCCCCCUUCCUUGCCUUUUUCCACAACGCUACUUUUUCUUUUUUAGUCAUACCAUCAUACCAUCUUUUCAUCUGCUCACGAUUUCUUUUCAGCAGGUGAACAGAUGUGUGAUGAUGGAGAGACGCAUUGGGGCGUCUUUUCUGUGAACUGUCUAGAUCGCCAAAAUGAUGUUCGCAUGUAGAGUGGGCAAACUUUGUCCUGUCUAGGUCACUUUUACUUGUUGCACCACUGAACUGUCCACCAGGCAGAAAGUCACACAGUUGCUUUUCGAUGCACUUUAUCAUGGAUUUUGCAAUGCACUGGAUGGUACCUAAGGCGUCAUUAUUGUCUGGUUUAAUAUUUUUGUGAAUUUCAACCAGGUAUCUUUCUUUCUGGGCGAUGUCAUACUCUGUCUGCCAAAAUUCUGUUCCAUUUAAAAGUUUUUCAGGAUUAUCCUUAAUCUCACACAGGAACUUGUGCAGUGACUGUACAUGGGGAUAAAGUUCCAGAUAUGGCACACUUCCUGAUGUGAUUAAUUGCCAAAAGGACCAGUCACAUGGACAUACAUCAAGCCGGUUGCAGCUAACAAUGUUGCUAUCCUUGUGCAGUGCAAAUCAGCAGAUACGGCCUGAAUUUUUCUGUUCGGUUUUUUUACCGUUUUAAUGACAGUCAGGAACUCUUGUCGAUGGACUAAGAUUUCAGCUGCCGUCUGAAAGAGGCAGUUGAACCGGUUGUCGCGGUAGUUCCCGAUUGUUGACUUGAUUCCUGGAACAAAAUGAUUAAUGAAAUAUUUUUGGCCCCAAAUUGCAUGUCAUUUUAAUAAUAAAUGAUAUUAUGGUUGCAGAAUAUAUUUUUUUACUUUAUAAAUAUGGAGUAACAAUUUUAAGAUUUGUAUUGUUAAAAGUAUUGAAGUGUUGAAACUACCAACUAAUAAUUUUAAUAUUGUCAAUUCAGUUUUCAAGAUUUGUGUACGCAUUUUAUAGUGGGGGUUUACAUAUUUACCAUUGUCCCUGCAGUAGGCCUCCCAUCUGUCACGCAGUCCAUAAUGUUCCCCGGCAGGUCCGAAGGUGUCUGCAGUGGUUCGCACAACACGCUCAAUCACUGUCCCCCCUUUAGACCAGAAUUUAAAUGCUGGCAAUGAGUCACGACCAAGGGGGCCACCUACUUCACUCAGUUCCUUUUCAAGUAAUUUAAUGUCUGUACAAACAUAUCUGUGAAACCCGAGCAGCACAUGCGCCAUGCAAUGGAAGUUUUUUACACUUUUCACUUCUGUUUCAGAACUGCAAUUUUUCAACAAGUCAUCUCUCCAUUUGUUCAGCAGUUUAUCAGCCAACUUUUCAUUUGAGGCUCUAUCACUCAUGGUGAAUGCCAGUUUUGCCAGUGAUGAGACAAUAAAGUCUUCUGACGAAUUUCCAUUUAAUGAUCCUAAUUCGCUUAAUUGUUCUUUUGUUACAUUUUGAAUAGUUUGCGCGGUUUCAUUGGCUAUGCGUGUAAACCCUAAACUAGCAAUUUCUCCAUUGUCUAGUGUAAUGGAUGUGUCAACAAUUUUUUGUUUUCUUCGGGUCGUUCCAUCUCUACCUAGACCCCAGCUUUGACUGUUUUCCAACUUUUCUGCCAAAAAAGACUUUGCGAUGAACUGUCCUUCAUCUACAAUUCUUUGUACAGAUGUGCUGUUUGGCAAUGCCCCUUUCGCAAAACACUUGUCAAAAAUUGUCUCACUUACAACAGAAAUCACUGGACUUAUUUUGUCAGUCGCUACCUCUAAGCCAGCAAGCUGGAUAACGCACAUUCUGAAAUAUUCACUGUAUGUGUUAUUCGAUUUACUUAUUACGUCUGUAUAGUCCUUUGUCUCUUUUAGUUUGUGGUGAAAGUCCUCAAUCAGCAGAUCAUUUUCCUCGGCUAUUAAUGUUAGUCGUUCUAAUUUCUGUCUCAAGUCUGCAUUUUGUUUUACUAAUUGAAUUGCGGUCACUUUUUCGUCGGAAGUCUUUAACUUCUUAAUUUUCUUUCGUAAACUGCUGUUUGACUUUUGAGCCAAUCUCUUUUUUUUAAUUUCAGUUCUCAGUUGCAUGUUUGCAAGCUCAUUGUCACGUUUUAGAUUCUUAACACUUUCAACUGACUCAACAAGCAAACAGUUUUCAUUUCGAAGCAUUUCAAUUGUUUCUCUAGCAGUCUGAAGCUUUUUGGCCUGUUUGCGCACAAGCUUCUGUGCAUCACGAAGAGACUUUCGGUUCAGUUUUGCAGCUUCGUCUCUUUUGUUAAUGUUUUUCACUGAAUAAUGCCCAAUACGCUGUUUGCACUCAUUUAAUUUUAACUUCUCUGUAGCUAUUUGUUCUUCAACUUUUCUAAAUUUUUUCUCAUUUUCUGACACAUGUACUUUUGAAAAUUCAAUUGCUUGGUGUCAUUUCCACAUUCAUCCCCAUCGCCAAUGUCUAUUUGAGUUCCUUCAGUUUGAGGCCCUUCCUCGUUCAACACAGCACAUAUUUGCUCACAGCCUUGAGCAACUUGCACUGACUCACCAAUGGCUUUAACAGUUUUCUUAUUUACACACACAUUGAAGUCUUUUCUUAGUAAUUGUUCAACUGUUUGAAAACCAGGAACUUUCUUUUUACUUACUAACUUCUUUUUACAGUCAAGAACACUGGUUACUUUUGAAGUCAGUGUUGAUGGGGACACAUUCUUACAGUCAUCGUUUAGCAGGCACAGCACUUCUACAAAAUGUUUUAAUGUAUAACCAUUCUUCUUCGUGAAGUUGAAUAUUUCAACGACAAUGCCAUUUGUCAAAGUAAUGGAUUUUUCAUGUUUCUUGGUUAUGAUGGAGUUGUAGCAGACUCCCACUUCCUUGCAGAAGGGACCUGGAUACUCCAUCACUACUCAGACAACUUUAUCGUAGCCACUGAAAAAAUAACAAGACAUAUCAAAUAUAUAUUUACUAUUAAAAUGCAUAUAAAUUUUUUAUUUUUUUUUGUCGUUAUCCUUCAUUAUUUGACAGCUUUGCAAAGUCGCGAAAAAUGGUACGAACAAGACGAAUACAAUUUUAAUUUCGUACCCAAUUAAAACAAUCAAUAUUUUGACGUAAAUACUUUUAGAAAAAUGCAUUUAUUGAUCUGCUUUGAUUCAAUUAGUUAUUAUCAACCAUUUUAAUGCGUUUUUUUGAUGUAUGCAUGUUACGGGACUGAAAUAUUUAUUGAAAUAACGCUUGUUUUUCGUGUCAAAAAGCGAACUUUUGCUGCGAAGUUUCCCAUCGAUUCGGAAAGCUGGUUUUAAUAUUUAUAUAAUAUUUUUUAAACAUAAUUCAAACACAAAUAUAUCGAAAAUGACCAUAACAAACCUUUUCUGUAGAGUUUAAGCGAGUAUGGUUUAAUUCAUUUCGAUUUUCACAAACGAUACCGAUUAGCGUAGCAAAACAAAUAUGGCGACUCCCUCUGCAGGUCGACCGAGGUCAACUGUAUAAAUGCGCGUCUUUGUUUAAAGAUGCGGGUACCUAAUUCUCAUUUGCGGAAAAUAAUUUUUGUAUCAAAAUUUAAGUUAGACUUUCUAGUUUUUAUAACUAUGUUCAAAAUUUUGUUCGGACCAUCGGAAGUAAUUUUAUUCAUCGUCAAAGUCAGGUACUAUUUUCUCGGCGUAGGUUGGUCCUAUGUAAAUUUUGAAUGCAUUGUAGUAAAGUUCAUUCAGUCGUGAACAAGAUGACGUCAAUCUCAUAAAUAUUCAUGAUGUGUACAAUAUCCGCAUUUGAAUUGUAAACACACACAUGUUUAUGCAAGUAGUCCGAAAGUCGGCAUUACGCGAUAGCGAUAUUUCUGCCCUGAAUUUGUUCAAUUAACAACAUAUUUACUUAUCAUCCUGAAAUAAUAAUAAAAUGAAUUUUAUAUGAAUAGAAAGAUAAAACAUUUUUCUUUUAAUAACUUUUUAUUAUUUUGAUUUAUAUAAUAAAAUAAUGGUUUUAUUGAUCAUUUAGUAAGAGUGGUAUUGGUUUUUUCCGCUUGUCUCCCAUUGAACUGAUAAGGAAUCGGCUUUUAUGGGGGUUGCUACUACUACUACUACUACUACUACUACCACUACUACUACUACUACUACUACUACUACUACUACUGCUCUCCUACUACUACUACUACUACUACUACUACUUCUACUACUACUAUUACUACUACUACUACUACUACUACUACUACUACUACUACUACUACUACGACUACUACUACUAUUUCUUCUGCUACCACCACCACCACCACCUACUACUACUACUCUAUUACUACUACUACUACUACUACUACUACUACUACUACUACUUCUACUACUACUACUACUACUACUACUACUACUACUACUACUACUACUACUACUACUACUACUAUUUCUUCUGCUACCACCACCACCACCACCACCACCAUUCACAGUGCCAAAAAAGGUAUUCACACAAUGGCUGCUACUACAACUUAUAGCCCAUAUAGGGGGGCAUGCAUGUUUUACAAACAGCCCUUGUUUUUAUUGGAUGUGUUCAGGACCAUUGGAAUAUUGCUUGCACUCAAAGCAUUCAUUUUACAGCACUGUCUAUUUAAGAUAUCAUCACCAUGCAAAGGGUACAGUAAAAAAAUAUGUAUGUGGUCUUUUGUCACAUUAUAAAAGGGUACAGUACAAAAUAUGCAUGUGGUCUUUUAUCACAUUAUAUACCGUGUCUUGAAACAUGUGUAAGCUCAAAACAUGUGCAGUUUACAUUGUGUCAUCUUAGAACAAUAAAUGAAUGAUGACUUCCUAAAAUGUGUAAUAUUGUAUGUUAAUGAAUGACAUCUAUAUUUAAUGUUACAUAUGCUUUCAUUUCAUGGUGGUACCUAGUCAGUCAUAGAUAUGUAUCAGAUUACCAUUACAGUACAUAUUUCUUAUUUUAUAAGUAAUUAAAUUUAUGUCUGUUAAAUCUACAUUUUUCAGUUGAAAUAUUGAAGUUUACCAUAUUAGAUUAUGCUAGUCAGUCUCUUUGUUUAUAAGUUUGAAUUUUAGUUGUUUUCAACAUAAUUUCAGUCAUGUCAGUUAGCCAACUCACGCUUUUCCUUUGUCAGAUGGUUUACCAGUACAAAGUGCACGUACCUUAAUGCAGCAUUAUUUGAUACACAUUAUUAUGUAUGUUCAAUUUGGAAUUUUAAUGUUUUUCAAUCAUUUUAUUAACCUUUGUUUACUUUGCACACUUGGAAAUGAGCUGUGAUCUGUGAAAAAGGAGUUUAAUACAUGUGCGUAGUGUUCUUCCAGAUUAGCCUUUGGCUAAUUAGGUACAACACUUUCCGCUUUUAAGAUAUUUUUCGUUUCAAGAAAGUCUCUUUAGCAAAAAUCAAGUUAAGGCAGAAAGUGUGGUCCCGGAUUAGCCUGUGUGGUUUGCACAGACAAAUCUGGGACGAUACUUUACGCACAUGCAUUAAACCCCCUUACAACACAGAGCACGGCUCAUAUGUAUUGUAUUCACACAUAAUAAAGGGAAAUGGUAUUUAUUUGUUGAACCAAAGAAAGCAUGUUUUUGUGUUUGCCCAAAUAGUAUUAUAUACAGUAAUAACUUAUUUUUAAGCAUAAUUUAUUAGCUUGGCAGUAUUAUUAAAUAAUUUCAUGUUUAAAGUAAAUUUGGUAAUACAUCAAAUACUUCACAUUUAUGUAUUUAUUGUUAUGAUUAAAUGCAUGGGCCUCCUUCAAGAGACAUAAUGGUUUUGCAGCUUAAAACAGUUAUGAUACAGAAGUGUUCAAAAGCUUACUGCUUCAUAAGCGCUUUUUGUACUGCAAAUAUUCCAGUGGCAUUGUAGUGAAGUACACUAUAAAACCAUGCAAACAAUGCACACUUCAUUUACAACUACUAAUUGGAGGAAUAUAAAGGUAUAUUAAUUUUAAUUCUCCUAGCCAUUCUCUUGUUUUGUUAUUAUUUGUUGUUGUUUUUUUAACACAAAUGUUUUAUUAAACUUAGAAGGUUACCAUGCAAAUCAAUUAUUCAACACCUAAAUGUUUGAAUACCAUUUUUUCAAUACAAUAAUUUAAUGGAUGUUUGUGUUCUUAAGACUAGAAUGAAAUGUUUUUACAAGAUUUAACUUAAGCAUUUCAUCAAGGACUCGAGUCCGAAAACCCAUGUUCUUUACUUUUUUUGGUCAUACUUUCUUAAGGAAUCAAAUUGAUUGUGCCUGUUGUUUAUACCAAGAUAAAUAGUUCUGCAUUUUAGCUUAUAUCAUCUUUACCAACCAAGUAAAUAUGAUUGAUAAAUUGUCAAAUUUAAACUUGCAUUUGAGCCCUCUUUUAUGAAAACUGGACUUAAUGCAUGUUCAUGAACAAAACAUUCAGUCCAGGCAGAAAGUGUCAUGCCAGAUAAGCAUUUGAAGACUGCUCAGACUAAAUACAGGAGGUUCUAAAUGCACAUGCAUAAAGCUCAGUUUUCUUUAAAAAAAAACUGCUAAUUUUUAAUCAUCUCAUGCCUGUAAAACUAUGUUCAUUGUUUCAUUACACAUUGUUGUAGUCAAAGAAUCAUUGUGAAGUACACAGUGCCUUGUUUUCAAUUUACUUGUUGUUAUGUUUGUAUUUUGUAUUUUAAACUUUGGAUCAAAACUACUGUAAUUGAGCAGGUGCUUGUUCUAGACUUACAUAUGUUGUCUUUGUACUUGCAAUUGUUGUUUUACCAUUUUGUCUUGGAUUUUUAAAGAUAAUGUAUUUAUUGUAAAAGAUAAUAAAAAGUGAGUCAUUCUUGCACAAAUUUUAAAUAAAAUAAACCAUUAUUACAUUACAGUAUUUUUUAUGAUUUGUAGAACUUAACACAUAUGUUUACUGAAUAUGAAACAACAACUCAAUAGAUCAAUUCGGUUAAAUAAUUAUAUGGGUCUCGUACUUUUUGUGCUAGUCUUGAGGUCUAGUAUAAAGUACUUCCACACAAAUGUAAGUGUUCAGGCAUUCUUUAAAAAUGUUUUACAAAUUUGUAUAACUAUGUUAAAAAGCUUUUAUGAAGCAAUUAAGUGGCUAACAUACUUUUGUUCUGAAAUAUCAUUUGAAAUGUCUUAUAUAAAUAUAUUAUAAAAUACUUGCAUAAUUUCAUAUUUGUACCAAUAAAGAGACCACCUCAA